Lonchura striata (white-rumped munia) is the source of this 3134-nucleotide messenger RNA. RefSeq names its product solute carrier family 10 member 7 (gene SLC10A7). The record is from RefSeq and is a predicted model, not a curated record. Lineage: Eukaryota; Metazoa; Chordata; Aves; Passeriformes; Estrildidae. Gene Ontology annotation, cellular component: plasma membrane.
UGUUAUAACUCCACUUCUGCUUUUGCUUUUUCUUGGAUCAUCCUCCUCUGUGCCUUUUACAUCCAUAUUCUCGCAGCUGUUUAUGACUGUUGUAGUCCCUCUUAUUAUUGGACAGAUUGUCCGAAGAUACAUCAAGGACUGGCUUGAAAGGAAGAAGCCUCCAUUUGGUGCUAUCAGCAGCUCUGUGCUCCUGAUGAUUAUCUACACAACGUUCUGCGAUACUUUUGCCAAUCCAAAUAUUGACCUGGAUAAAUUCAGCUUGAUUAUAAUCGUGUUCAUAAUAUUUUCCAUUCAGAUGAGCUUCAUGUUUUUGACUUUCCUCUUCUCCACAAGGAAUAACUCUACUUUCACACCAGCAGACACAGUGGCUAUUGUUUUCUGUUCCACACACAAAUCCCUCACCCUGGGGAUUCCCAUGCUGAAGAUAGUAUUUGCAGGUUAUGAACACCUGUCCUUAAUUUCUGUCCCUUUGCUCAUCUAUCAUCCUGCUCAGAUCCUUCUUGGCAGUCUGUUGGUACCAACGAUAAAAUCCUGGAUGGUUUCUAGGCAAAAGGCACUGAAACUAACCAGGCAGCCCAAAGCACCCGUGAAGGUAUAAUUGUGGAGAUGGCCUGUGUCACAGUGAAUGUAUAUAUGUACUAUACUGUACACAUGGACAAUUGACACAGCUGGGUUUUGUGAAUGUUGCUUUAGUGCAUAUUUUAUUUUUUUAUAUAUAUCUAUAUAUAUAUAUAUAUAUAUAUUAAAAGAUACCUGUUAAGUGCCUUACAGAUGCAUUUUUGGCAAAAGCAUUGUUUUCAGAAGCCACUUUGUUGGUUGCUGCAAGAGGUUGUACAGUAUUUUGGAGUCCUUUAGUUUAUUUUUCUAACAAAGUGAAUGGUCAUGACUGACAGCUGGUUCUUCCGUUGCCCCUGCUUUGAAGCCAGGGCGUACCAGCAGCAAGUCUCUGUUUUAAACUAGCCAAAAUGACCAGGAGCCUAUCCCACUGCUGGCUUACUAGCUCUUCUCUUGGGGAAGAGCUUUCUGAAGGUUUUUUUCUGAGAUUGACUUGAAUUUCUGUGUGACUCUGUUACACUCCCUAGUCAUAUGACUGUGACAUGCCUUUUUCUUCUGAGUUUGUGUAUACUCAGCAUGGGGCCAUCCAAUGGAUAGAAGCUGAAAAGCAUGAAUUAUUUGCAUUUGUUGACACAGUUGUCUAGACAUUCCUUCAAAGUUAAUGGUAUCUCAAGAAAAUUCUUUCAAUUCCAUUGUAUGAUAUUGUGCCAUUGUAUAUCUUAAAUGCCUCAUAAGCUUCUUCAAAAGAAAUGGUCUGGUGUUUGGGUUAUGAGUGAAGUAUUUGUGUUUGCAGCUAGGAGAUCUUUUUAUCAUUUACCCCUGAAGAACACAAAUUUUUGGUAUUCUUUUUUUCUUUUCCUUCCCCCUGUGCAAUGCACAGAGACAUGCACAGAGAAUUUAGGAUGCGGAAACAGAGCCUUUAUUGUAGUAAGACAAGCUAUGUUUUCUCUAUUGCUACAUUGGUAAUGAAUAGUAGUUUAUGAGGACAAGAAAGUUGACAAUUUUUUUUUUUUGCUAAUUAAAAGGAUCCUUAUAGUAACAGAAACGCUAUCUUAGCUCAUUUGGCAAUCAAUCACAAUUUUUAAAAAAAUAAUAUUACUCUUUCUAAUAAACUUAGGUAAAAAAGAAUACAAAAUACUGUUUCUAGGUGUUGAAGAGAGAGGAAUGCAGGCACAUAUUUAAACAUGCAGCUAGCACUACAUCUUGUCUGAAAGAUGAAGAUUUCAGAAACAUGCUGUAGUCCAGACUGAGGCGUGUGCCCAUCUGCAAAAACUGUGCUGGCAAUUGUGCAUUAAAAUAUGAAGUAAGGAAAGGAAUAGGUCAAUGUGGAAUCGAUAUAAAUGCAGAGCUGCCAUGUGUGUCAUGGUUAACAUUGCAGCUAAAGGUGUAGCUGAGUGCAAACACCUUGGAGCAAGUCUGUAGCAAAUGUAGAUUAUCAGAGCUCUGAUAAGGCUGUAAGUCUUUACACACACUGGAGAUGUUCUAUGUGACAACAGGCAUGUGAAAUUAAUAUCCUUUUGCCUUACUAAAAAACAAAAUAAUGUGCUUGGUUUACCUAGUCUGUUACUUCCAGUCCUGUGAGCAACAGGAAAAAAGUAAUCUGGUACCAACGCUCGGUGCUUUAUCUGAUGGCCACUCCCUGUUGCCAUCUGUAUGAGAAACUGUGGGGAGCUGACAGCAUCACCCUGUUCAGAACUGGCACACCAAUAAAAGGACCAUGUGACAAAGUUAUGGGAGGUGGCACAUGAUGAAUUCUUUCCCUCCCUGGAAGGGGGAUCAAGCUCUCCCUGCUGAGUAGGCAAGAGGGCUGAGGGACACUGUGCACUGCCCAUGUCCCCAGGGCUCUGCUCUCUUCCCACUGGGCAGAUCAAUGCACCCCUAGAUAGCACAGGCAGAUCCACCAACAGACCUGCUAGGAACUGGAGAGUUCCUGGGCCAAAUUCAAGGUUCCACUUCCUUAAGCAUUCUAAGUGGUAACUGGUUCCAUAUGGGAAAAAAUUCCUCCGGGUUUAAAAUCCCCACUUAUAACAGGGGACAGCAUCCAGACUCAGGACAGUUUCUUUAUGUUCUGCUUCCAUAAACCUGAAUUUCCAGAGAAAAAAAUCCAGAUAUUUGAUCCCAAUCCCACUGAAAUCAAUGACUCUUUCUGUUGGUUUUGAAUGGUGAGACAACAGGCCCAGAGGCAGUGUUCCCUUGUAUUUUAAAAUACAUAGCAGGAGUUCAAGCAGACAGUAGCUGACUGCAGUUGUGUCAACGCUAAAUAAUCAGAACACUGCAAGUACCCUUACUGAGCUACCUCUGUGUACUGAAUCUCUGCCUUUCGGUACUUCCAGCAACUUGCUUAGAUUCCAUUGAACACAUCCUUUGUUUUUUAUUUGAUUUUUUUUCAACAUUUAAGAAUAUUUCAGACUGUUUUACAAUGUAUUUUUGUUAGUCUUUACAAAGUCCGUGUUGAUUGCUUUUGGGCAACUUAAAUAUUGUGUAUGAGUGUUGAAGGUGUUGGUCUAAAGGGAAUAUCAAGCUAAACGGAAAUACAUAUUUUAAAUUCAUACUUAAUAAAACUGAAUUGUGCACAUCAA